GGUUAACCAGUUGCAUGCGGUUGUGUUAAACGGUAGCUUCGGUGAAUAGAAAAAAAAGAAAGGUUAUACAAAUUUGUUUCUUGAAUUGAAGGCAAAAGUUGACAUAAACUCAGUGUGUUAGUGUUUGAUAAAGGUGUUAAAGUGUCUAUAAAGAAAAUUAAUAAUGGCACUUCAUACACCGAAGCGUACACCUCGUGCCCUGGCAGAGAUGUUACCUUGUAGCCCGCCCAUGUGCGACACGAUGCUCUAUCCCUGGAAUUGGGGCGAUGAAGCGAGAAAUCUUAAUUUAAGUCCAGGAAGUUCAUGUUCAUCGCCAGAAUAUAUUGCUGGGACAAAUGGAACAAAUGCAAGAAAUCACAGCUCCGAAAAUCAUCGUCGAGGACGUCCUCGCGCAGAUGCUCUCUCAAAUUUAAUGAUGCAAGGAAGCACAAGUCCAAGCAGUAUUAAAUGCACCUUCUGCAAUAGAGUUUUUCCAAGAGAAAAAAGCCUACAAGCUCAUUUACGAACUCAUACAGGUGAACGUCCAUAUCCUUGUGAUUAUCCAGGAUGUAUAAAGGCCUUCACUCAAUCGGGACAAUUAAAAACCCAUCAACGACUACACACUGGUGAAAAACCAUUUCUUUGCACUGAACCAGGUUGUGAUAUGCGUUUCACUCAUGCAAAUAGACAUUGUCCCGAUCAUCCCUAUGCAACAUUGACACGUUCCGAUGAUUUUGUUUUAAAGCCCGUUUCGGAAAAUAGUGAAUUAUCACAAGAAGUUGCUCGCUGGCUAGAGCGCUAUAGAUUAUCACGUGAACGUGAAGAUAGAACACCAACGGGCAAGAGUGAUCAAAAAAUGUUAAAAACCUGGAAGGGUAAUAGCGAAUAUUUUCGACGUGGUGGAAAAUUUAAGAAAGGUUUAAUAAUGGACGCAAAUGGCGAACAGGAGAAUUUAGAUCGUAAACCAUUAAAUAAACGACUUUAUUGCGCUGAAAAUCAAGACAGUCAAGACGAUAGUCAAGAAGAUGAGGAUCCAACUGAAACGUGUACAAUGUUACAUAUGUCAGAGGAUGAUGAGCCAUCGACAAUGAAAUUGCCAACAACACCAAGACGACCACUUGAUCGACUUCAGCCAAAGAAACGAUGGCUUCGCGAAGCAUGUUUGGAACAACAACUCGCUAAACCUCUUAGAUGGGACGUUCAUUCAACUGCAAUUUCGCCUCAUUCAACGAGUGAAUUAAAUUUAUUACAACGCGCGGAGGACGCGUCUAAUCUCUCAAAAGAAUGGAGUUUAUCUGCCUCAAAUUCGCCUGUAAUUCCAGAAGAAAAAUCAAAAUCCGAUACAUAUAUUGAAAAUCAAUUAUGCUGGGAUUUGGGCGUCGCAUCAAAUGUCUCCGUAACUGAUGUAAAUACAACAGAAAGUCGUAAUGUUUCAUCAACAUCACGUAAUUUAGAACGUGAAUUUUGGGAUCCAUCUUGUGAAUCAAUGAUUUGCUUGACAAAUAACAACAACAACAACAACAAUGGUCCUGAUUCUAUUAUUCAUGAAGAAAUUAAUAGCGAAGUAUCAAGCUCAUGGAAUAUGAAUAUAUCAAAUGAUUUAAUUGAUUCGCGAACAAAAUCAAUAACACGCACUGAAAAUGAAACAAGACCAACUGUUUUAAUGCUCGCUGGUUCUAAUAAAAAUAAUUCACAAUCACCAACAACAAGGUUUAAUAAUAAUGAGGCAAAAGUUGUUGUUAUUCCACAAGAAGAAGUUGUAAAAAUACAAUUUCCUGAGGAUAAUCAAAAAUGGCUUGGCGCAUUGGCACUCAUGGAAUUAGCGAAAGCACAAGAAGAAGAAGCUGUUCGUGCAUUAACAAAAAUUAAAAGAGACAGAGAAUCCUGCGAUAAUAUCAAUUAUACCAAUUUAUAAAUCGUUAACUGUGAUUCUGAUUUUUAAGUCAUUUUAAUUUUUUUUUUUUGUGGUAUUCGUAUUAUGAAUCAACGAUUUUCAAAUUUGGGUCGUU
Messenger RNA from Leptopilina boulardi, 1988 nucleotides. Its product is annotated as zinc finger protein 148-like. NCBI's taxonomy places the organism in Eukaryota, Metazoa, Arthropoda, Insecta, Hymenoptera, Figitidae. Gene Ontology annotation, biological process: central nervous system development; regulation of transcription by RNA polymerase II. The transcript is spliced from 3 exons. Gene Ontology annotation, molecular function: RNA polymerase II cis-regulatory region sequence-specific DNA binding; DNA-binding transcription factor activity, RNA polymerase II-specific. Gene Ontology annotation, cellular component: nucleus. Bases 164 to 1894 code for a protein of 576 amino acids. The record is from RefSeq and is a predicted model, not a curated record.